Messenger RNA from Rubroshorea leprosula, 1115 nucleotides. The record is from the annotation of a GenBank genome assembly. Lineage: Eukaryota; Viridiplantae; Streptophyta; Magnoliopsida; Malvales; Dipterocarpaceae.
AAUUGAAGAUGGUAGAAGGCACAAAUAUUCACAAGCACUUAUCUGAUUUCAACAUGAUGGUGACACAAGUAGUGAAUGCCGGGGACAUUCUAGAAGAAGAGGAGAAGGCUUUGCUUUUGCUUGCAUCCUUGCCAAAGUCUUACAAGUCCCUACUGCAAAGUAUGCUAGUGGGUAAGACUACUUUGGUGAUGAAAGAUGUCAUAUCCAUGUUGUUGGAGAAUGAUAAGUUUCUUGGGGAGGAUGAUGGUGCCAAUCAAACUAAUGCUUUGGUGAUGGAGCACUCUUGGGGAAGAUCUAAUGGACGUGGAGGUGGAGGAAAUCGAGAAAGGUCAAAAUCCAAACCUAAGAAGGAUUAUGGUGAAGUGCAGUGUUUUUAUUGUGGUGAGUUAAGUCACAAACAGUAUAAAUGCCUAAAGUUUAAGGAGGACUUUUCUAAUAUGAAAAUAUUGAUGAAAAGUCAAGAAACCAAGGGCAAGGGGGAGGCUAAUAUUGUUGAAAAAAAUGUGGUUGAAGUAUUAGCUUGUGAAGAGUGUGAUCCUGAGUUGGAGCAAAACAACCAAAGGUGGAUUUUGGAUUUCGCUACAACCACGCAUGUGUGCAAUAAUCCUUCAGAAUUUGUGAGUUUGGUUCGGGGGGAGCUUGGCAAAAUAAUGGUGGCUACCAGCGAGAAGGUGAAUAUUGAAGGCAUAGGAGAUGUUUGUCUCAAUGUUCACAAUGAAAGAGCUAAGAUUCUCAAGAAUAUGAGAUAUGUGCCCAAGUGUUCAAGCAAUAUUAUUGCUUUUAGUGAGUUGACAACACGAGGGUGCAAGUACGUCAGAAAGCAAGAAUGGUGCAAGGUCUACAAAGGUGGAAGACUUGUAUUGCGUGGGAGGAAGAACAAGCACAACAUCUAUGUGCUUGAGCAACAUCCUAAGAGAAGGCUCAACAAGACCAUGAGGAAGAUGGUGUGGAAGCCUAAAGGGAUCUUGGCAGAUGGCAAGGAAAUUAAUAAGACCAAGAAGGUGAGCUUCAACAAUGAAGUGGUGUUUGAUGAUGGUUCGAGGAGGUGUGAUUUUCUCUCAGAACUUAUCUUGGUUCAAAAUUAAUUUCUGUAGUGCACCUAGUGUAGGUUUGUC